Messenger RNA from Blepharisma stoltei, 12539 nucleotides. The record is from the annotation of a GenBank genome assembly. NCBI's taxonomy places the organism in Eukaryota, Ciliophora, Heterotrichea, Heterotrichida, Blepharismidae.
AUGAUGAUAUUUGCUUUAGUUUCUUUCACCAAAAUAUUGUUGACCUACUGUUGCUGCCCAUCUAACAGUAGCGAUUUAUAUUUUACAUGCAAAUGCUCAAACUCAUACUACCUAGCUGAUAGUAAAGUAUGUGUGAAUUCAUGCCCUUCACUAUUUGGCUCAAAUGCAAAUUAUGGAUUUGGCUAUUCAUGCAGCAUGCCCAAUAGUAACAAUGCAAUUUUAUUCACACUAGAAUUUUUAAACAUUCAAGAUUUGACUGCCACAUAUAUUGCAAGUUCCACAUCUGCUUCUGAGCACUUCGAAAAUCCAGGAUCAAUUUCAUAUAAUUCAGCAACUCAAAAUUCUCCUCUCCCAACAGUCGAUCGUGGCUUUUAUUUCGCUACGACUUCAAGUAUCACUAGUAAUCAAAGUCAUGUUCCUGCUUUGUAUUUCACAUUAAAUUUAUGGAUUAAGCCUUUAGACAGUGGAGAAAUUUUAAACGUCCUUUUGAGCUCGAGCUCAUAUAUAAGGAUAUGGACAGAUUCCUCUGGUGUUUAUAUGUUUAGUGCAAUUGUCUAUAAUACAAGCAGUGGCUCAAUUUCUAUAUCUGGAGCUAGCACUUCAAGCUAUAUCUCGUCAUGACAUCAAGCAUCAAUAAUUCUAAAUCAAUCUUCAUGCUCUGAAGCAACCAUAAAUUUUUAUAUAAAUGGGUCUAAUGUUGGAACAACAACCUCAAGCAGCACUGAAGCAAAAUUUUCAGGUACAGCAACGUAUACGUGGACUUUUGGGAAUUUGAGCGGAGGAAACUCUUUUAGAGGGUUCAUUUAUUGACUUCAGGCAAGAUCUGAUACAAAUCGAAAUUAUGGGACAAUGAGUAGUACUAUUGAUUGUGUUGAUAAUCAAUAUUGAGAUGGGUCUGCUUGCCAAAACUGUGGCUCGGGAUGUCCCACUUGGCCUUGGUGCGUUAGAGGCUCAAGUUGUGAUAUUUGUUAUUCUCCUGAUUGCAGUUCUUGUUAUGGAUACUCUUUAUCAAUGUGUACAGCAUGCACUACAGGAAUAGUUCCAGGAUGCUGUGAUUAUUUUGGUGCAACUUGCACCCAAACCUGGACAAAUACUGCAUGUAUUAGUGGAAAAGUUUUAAUUGGAGGAAUUUGCCUAUAUGCAUGCCCAUAUGGAUUCGGAAGUUGUACAGCUGUUUCUACAGCCGUUUUGACUGCUGAUUUUACAGGCUCAUUUGCAGGAAGCUAUGGAACAGCUUUGACUACUGCCACAGGUUCUUCAAGCUAUAAUUAUUGGAAUUCUCCAGAAUCAUCUGAUCCAUUCCCUGCAAAAUGCAGAGGUUUUUAUUUCAAUUCCAACCAAUAUUUAAGUGGGUCUAUAAAUCUUUCUAACACUUGAAGUAUGAGCCUAUGGGUGCUAGUUAACUCUGGGACAAUUAUAGGUCAUAGCUCAAAUAAACUUAAUAUUGGUUCUACCGGAAUUAAUUUUUACUUAGAAAAGUGGGAUGGAACGUCUACAAGCUACUCAGCUUCACAAUCUAUAACUUCAAAUGUAUGAAGCUACAUUUCUUAUUCAAUCGGGUUUUCCAAUAAAGUGACUACAGUAAUUCCUUACCUUAAUAAUAUAGCUGGAACAGCAGUAACUGUUACAGAUUAUGUUUUCAGAUUGCCAUCAGGAGGAGUAUUAUAUAUUGGCAAAGGUUCAACAAAUUUUAGCGGGUUUAUUGCUUAUUUUAUACUUUGACAAGUUGAAAUUAGCGAUUUUUCUUCUUCUUAUAGCAUAAAUACACUGACAGGAGGUUCAUUAUCAACUUUAUGGCCGUGUGACUAUUCUCACUAUUAUGAUGGAUCUGUAUGUCAGCCAUGCUUAGGCUCUUGCACAAUUGGCUGUACUAGAGGAACCUCUUGCUAUAUUUGUGACGAUUUUUUAUGCGCUCAAUGCUCCUCAUUUUGGUCAGGAGCUUGCACUUCGUGUAUUUCUAAUGCUUCUGGGUCUCCAUGCUCAUGUAAUUCUGGAUUUUACCAGCCUGAUGCAAAUCAAGCUUUAUGCUCAGCUUGUUAUGCGGGAUGCGCUCAUUGUACUGGCUCAUCUUACUAUUUAUGCACUUCCUGCACCUCUAGCUCUUAUUUUUAUAAUAGCAAUUUUUGCCUUUCAAGCUGUCCUACAGGUUACACCGAAAACUCAUAUACAAAAACUUGUGUUUUUUCUUCAAAUAUUGGAUUAAGUAUAAUUUUUUAUGACAAAAUAGUGCUUGAUUCAAUUUCAGGAAUUUCAGUUGGAUCUUCUAAUACAAACACUUAUCCGAAUUAUGAUACUAACGAUCCAUACCCAGCCUAUUUAAGAGGAUACUAUUUUACUGGCACUACUUAUCUCACAACCAACACAGUGAUUGGACCAUAUUUUUCUAUUUCUGUUUGAAUUUAUCCAACUUCUGCAGGCACAAUAGUCUCUAAAACUGUUUCUGGGGGCGAAAUAUUUUGCUUUGAAAUUUUAAGUUCUGAGUACCCUCAACUUUCAAUUACUUUAAGCGACUCCUCAGCACUAUCUGUAGCUUUAUCAUCAAGUGUAUUGAAUGGCUGAAACUUUAUUGCAUUUACAGGAAUAAUCGAUACAGGCUAUGUAACAACAAUAAGCUCAUAUUUUAAUUCGAUACCAAUAGAUACAGGCUCAUCAGUAAGCCAAGUUUAUUUUCAGGAUCUCAGUUUAGGAACUCUUUAUAGUCAAUUGCACUAAAUUGGUUAUUAAGGAAAAAACAGAACCUUUCAAAGCAAGCUCAGGCUGGGCCAAAAAUGCCCUUAUGGGCCAGUUUAAUAUAACUGACUAUAUAUUGGAACAAAAUCAAGUUUAAACAGUGGUUUCACAGGUUUUUUAUAUGAUAUAAAUAUUUAUAAUUCAGAAACUUUGAAACUUAGUGACUAUUCGACAUCAAGUUGUACCUCUCCAUGCUUGAGUUGCCCUAGUGAUUAUAAUUGUCCAGAUACCUGCCCUUUAUCACAAUAUUACGAUGGUUCAGCCUGUGUAGAUUGUAUGGGAACUUGUACAAAGGGAUGCAGACAUAGCAACACUUGUAGAUUAUGUAAAACAGAGCAGUGCUAUGAGUGCACCUCUUUUUCUGGGUCUUGCUCAAGCUGCAUCACUAAUGCAGAAGCUGAUGGAACAGGAGGCUGCCAAUGCAUGACAAGCGCUAUUUGAAACUCUAAUACAGCUAAUUGUGAUUUAUGUGAUGCACUUUGUUCUGUAUGCACACAAACGACUUAUUUUGAGUGUAGUACUUGCAUUUCAGGGAAACAAUUGGUAGGGAGCAUAUGUUUGAAUGACUGCCCAUAUGGCUAUGGGGCUUCCUGUACUUUAGUCUCAACUCCAGUGAUUGAUCAGUCUCUGAAUACUGAUUUCCAAGGUUCUUAUGGAAUUUUUACCACUGGAACGUCAUCAAGCACAUACCAGCCCUUUGCAAAUCCUGAAUCUGUCGAUCCUAUUCCUGCAUAUGAUAGAGGUCUAUAUUUUAAUGGGGCCACCUACUUAUUAUCCUCAAUAUCUGUUUAUCUUUCUCAUAGUUUUUCUAUUGGGCUAUGAAUAUAUGUAAUAACUGAUGGUGAUAUACUAGAAAAAGAAGCAAGGCUUAUUUUAUCUUCAACUGGAAGUAUAACAGCUGUUAUGGAAGACCCUAUGUACAUAAAAUGGUAACCUAACUCCCCCCUCUGUGAGUGAAACAAAAAUUUUUUUAAUAAAAAAUUCUUCAUGAAAUAAAAUUUUGAUUUAUAAGCGAUAAUUAUUAUUAGGAAACCUCUAGCUAAUUCUGUUUAAUUUUAAACAAAUUGCUUUUUAAAAUAUAAACUUUACAAAUUAAGUACAUACUUAUUUUUCAAUUUUUGCGAAUUUGGAUUUUUUUAAAUUUCGAAAAAAAUUUUACUAUAUAAAAAUUUUUAAAAAAAGCAAUUAACCCCUCUGUGAGCGAACAAAAUUUUGUUAGCUCGUUCACGGAGGGGAGUAAGCGAAUCGACCUCUUGACACAAUUUUCUUAACCUCAUGGCUACAAAGAAUUUGGAAAAACUGGCUGAGAAUUCAGUCUGACUUGAAAUUAUGUAUAUUAUAAGAGAGGUUUAGGCUCGGUCUUAUGGUUGCAAAGAAAUAACUUUCAAUGUCCUCUGGAACCCGAAGAUAGAUCUCACUGCGAUAUUAGGGUUGCAGCCUGGGCUAUGAAUGCUGAGUCUUUUUCUUGUACAUGCUGAGGGGAUGCAUUCAUCACCCAUUAGACUCUGGGCUAUUUCCAAACCAAGCUACACCUCUAAAGUACCUGAUUCAGACUGCAGAAACCCAUAAUCCACCUACUUGGCACUGGAGCCCUAACAAAAACAACUUGCACGCUUAUUCUUCCCUGGCAUAAGAGGAUCUAGAUAAGCAGAAAGGGUGUCAGAGCAUUCUACCAGUCAUCAUCUGAUUCGGCCACACAAAGGUGUCGGCGUCACAAGAAGACAAACUCUUCAGGGCCCUUGAUGACUGAGUCAAUAAGGCUAUGUCUACCUGUUAAUAUAUGGAAGACCCUACGCAAGCAUUAUCAACUCAAGCUUUAUCAGCACCAUCUACAUUGGCUUCAGGGGGCUGAAGCUAUUUGUCAAUAACUUUUGAAUACACCUCUGAUGCCACAACUAUAACAGACUUCUAUUUUAGCUCAAUGGAUCAAAGCUUAAGUAUUUCAAAUUAUAUUUAUAGAGACGUCACUUCAACAAACUUAAUGAUUGGGAAAAGCAGCUCUUCUGGCUUUGUUGGGUUUAUUAAUAAUUUUCAGCUGUGGAAUGUGCCUAUUAAUAAUUUUUACAGUUAUAUGAUUACAUUUUGUGACACUUGCUUAUGAAAUUGUGAUUUGUCAAAUUAUUAUGAUGGAUCUUCUUACUUAUCUUGCAAUUCCUGCAGCAAAGGAUGCGUCAGAUCAGGAACAUGUAAUCUUUGUGAUGAUGUUUUAUGCUCGAUUUGCACAGGAUUUGGCUCAGGCAAAUGCACUCAAUGUGUAACUAAUGCAAGUGGAGCUCCUAAUGCAUGUGUCUGCAAUUCUGGAUAUAUAGUUUCAUCAGAUGGAUUCUCAUGCUUGGCAUGCUCAAGUGGAUGUUCAGAUUGCACUGAUAUACCUCGCGUACAGUUAUGGCUGGACCUUAACUCCCCUUUUCAUUAACACCACCCGAUUUUUUUUUAAAUAAAACAGGAAAAAGAAAAUGGCAAGUUCAACACUAUUUUGACGAGUCAUAUUGAACUGUUAGGGGGUUAAGGAGGGGAAGUGAGUCAAGGUCAGUCUAUAGCCGUGCUCAUGCUAUAUAACCUAUCAAAAAUGCACCUCAUGCUUUUCUGGAUUUUAUUUCUUUUCUUUAACUGGACAAUGCUUAAGUGAGUGCCCAACUGGGUAUACUGCAAACUCAGGUACAAAUGCUUGCGAUUUUUCAACAAAUUUAGCUAUCAGUCUUGAUUUAACAGAUCAGGUCCAUCUUGACACUGUUUCUAGUUUUAGCAUAGGCUCUGUGAGCGCAAAUGUUUAUCCUAAUUGAUCUGAUACAAAUGACCCGAUUCCUUCUUAUAAGCGAGGCUAUUAUUUUCACCUAAACGACUAUAUCCAUUCUACAGUCAUGAUAUCACCAUCUUUCUCAAUUUCUAUAUGGGCUAAGCCAUUGGGAGCUGGGAUUCUUAUGACUAAAUAUACUUCAUCAGAAAUUUUAAAAGUAAUUAUAGACUCAUCAGGAUACCCUCAGCUUUCUAUAUAUUUUUCAGACUCGUCAUUAACUACUUUAUCAGCCUCCUCAAGUAUUAUUAAUAAUUGGAAUUUUUUAAGCUUUACAGGACAAGUUCAAACUGACGGCAAAACUACUUUAAACCUCUAUAUAAACGCAACCUUGAUUAAUUAUAUUACCACUUCUGCUUUAAUUUAUUUUAAAGAUACCAUUUCAGGGACUCUUUAUAUAGGAAAUGAUGAAAAUCAUGUAGCAUCAGGACACUAUGGGUUUAUAGCUAGAGUAAUGAUAUAUAACUCUUAUACUUAUCAGACAGAUGACUAUGCAACCUCUUCAUGCAACACUGGCUGUGCUUCUUGCCCUUCAAGUCUUCAAUGUUUAAGUAACUGUGCAUUAAAUGAGUAUCCAGACAGCUGCAAACAAUGCCUGACAAGCUGCGUACAUGGAUGUGUUAGCGAUUUAGCAUGUGUGCUUUGCAGGGAUAAAGAAUGCUACUCAUGCACCACAUUUGAUGGAGAAUGCACAAGCUGCAUUACAAAUGCUUAUAAAGUAAAUGGUCAUUGUCAAUGCUCAACAAAUGCAGUAUGAGUUUCUAGUCCUCAGAGCUGUGAACUUUGUGAUUCAAUUUGUUCUACUUGUUCAAGCCCUGAAUUUGAUAGCUGUCUUAUAUGUGCAUCAGGGUAUUAUUUGAUUCAGUCUUUGUGCAUGCCAUUUUGCCCUAUCGGCUAUACAUGCUUCUUAGUUAAAUAAUUAAUUUUUAAAGUCUCAGACGGCCACAGGCUUAGCCUUUUUUUGGGCCAGCUGGUGACGUUAUCAAGCUCGAAAAUGGAGAUAUAGAAAAUUCCUGGGGAUAACGCGGAAUACGCUAUCCCCAGGACCCAACCGGGAUCGGAUCCCACAUGGAACGAGGGUUCCAUGUGUGGAUCCAUUUUUGACACGUGAAAGUAAAUAUCUCACAUGUCAAAAAUGGAUCCACGCAUGGGACCCCCGUUCCAUGUGUGGAUCCGAUCCCGGUUGGUCCUGGGGAUAGCGUAUUCCGCGCUAUCCCCAGGAAUUUAGUAUAUAUGUGACAGUGAUUCAGCUUAUACUAAUUAUUUUGUUUUUAAUUUAAUGCCACACCAAAUUAAAGACAUAGUUAAUGAUUUGGAGUCAAAUAUUCCAGUGCUUACUGGAAAAGAUAAUACAUUUUAUCCUACUUAUGAUUCGACUGAUCCCAUAGCAGCUAUACAUAGAGGCUAUUAUUUUACUGGAUCAUCUUAUAUGCAGCUACCUCCUUAUUCAAGUAUACCUUUUCCUGUCUUAGAGUUUAUAAAAUUAAAUAUUGAGUUUAUCUGUUCAAUUAAUAAUGUUUAAUAAAUAUUAUUAAUAAGUCUUAUUUUGUUUACUCAUCUAACUUGAAGUAAAAAUUAUAUAUUUAAUGAGAAUAAGCAUUUACAUAUAGGAAAUAUUUACCUAUUUUAUAAAAUUUAGAUUAGUUUAAUAAAUUUUAUUUCAAGUAAUUGUAUAUCAUAUAUAUAAAAAUAUUUAAUAUUUUUAAAUUCUGACUAUAUUCAAUUAAAAUUGCAUACUCCACCACCAUUGCUAACGUUUUCUCCAAAAUUUGUAAUUUCAGCAUGAAUUAUGCCAAUUUCUGAUACAGGUGUUAUUUUUUCAAAACAAGACAAUGGAUCUUUCGGCGCAUAUAUAACAUUUGAGCUAAAAAACAAAUUUCCAUCACUUACUUUAACUCUGCGAGAUACCACUAUUAUUACUUUUACAAGUUCAAAUCUUUCACUAAGGGCUUCACUUUCUCAGUGAAAUUUUAUUUCAGCAGUUUCAGAUGUCAGCACAACUCCUAAGCAGUCAAUUAGUCUGACCACAAAUACAAAUAUUGAUAGCUCAGGAGACUUGCAUCCAAGCUGGUUUGUUGAUUUAGAAAACUCAUUUUUAAUAACAAUUGGAGCAAGUUACUUAGACUCUUCAAAUCUACAAUCUUUCUUUAAUGGGUUUUUAUGAGAUCUAAAAGUCUAUAAUACUUUGUCUGUAACUUCUUUAACAUUAACUACUUGCAUAGGAUGUUCCUUAUGCCCAAUUGAUAACUCUAAUGCUUGCUUGUACAGUUGCAAUAUAGACAAAUACUGAAGUGGUAGCAGCUGUGCAUCAUGCUUAUCUGAAUGCUCAAGUAAGGGCUGCGUAAGAGCUGAUAAAAAUUGCAACCUUUGCCAAGAUGUCAUAUGUGAGAUCUGUGACGACUAUACAAGCACAUGCAUUACUUGCAAAACAAACGCAAGUUUAUUAGGGACAAGCUGCCAAUGCAACUCAGGAUACUAUUGAAAUACUAAUAAUGAGAGCUGUGAGGUAUGUGAAUCCACAUGCAAAACUUGCAAAGGGUCAACUUACUUGGAUUGCUUAACAUGUGCUGAUGGACGUUACAUAGUAUCAGGAAUUUGCACACUUAGCUGUCCUUUGGGAUAUUCAAAGUCUGCAACAGCAUGUACACUUGUUGAGGAAAUGAUUUUUGAUUUAGAUUUGAAUACUCUGAGUGUUCUGAAUGGAGUAAUUUAUGAUAAAGCCAGCUCAAUUCCAGUUGUAACUGGGUCUACCAAGCAGUUUUAUCCAGAUUAUGAGGCUGAUGAUCCUAUUCCUGCUUAUUUAAGAGGUUUCUAUUUUAACGGGAAAUCUUCAGUUUUAAGGUUGCCUGAGUACUCAAACUACACUUCACCGCAGCUUGUAAUCGCUUCUAAUUUUACUAUUUCUAUAUGGUUAAACGCCGAAACUACCUAUUCUGCAAUACUCUCAAAACAUAAUAUCUCUGAUAAUUACUCAACAUUUUUAUACUUACUUAUUCCCUCUUUAAAUUGGAACAAAAAUAUCAGUUUCAAUUUAAAGGGAUAUUUUUUUUAAAAUUAUAUAUAAAAUUUUUUAAAAAUAUAUUGAAUAUAUAUAUAUUUUAUAAAGAGUUCAUUCACAUAUUUAAUAAAUUCAGCUUGCUAAGAGUUUUAAAUAGCAUUCUACUUGAGCUCUCUCCAUUAAAGUGUGCCAAAGCAAUUUAUAUUGAAAUUAUUAUACUAUUAAAUUUUCCCAAUAAAAAAUUAAAAAUUUAAAGGGGUGUUUAAUUUACCAAAAACAAUGAAAAUUUUAUCUAAUUUAAAGGGGGGCGUUAAAUUAAUUAUUGAGAGUCCUUUGCAGGUUCACAGGUGACUCCUACUCCUCUUAACCAUUAUCGUACCACCACUUGCAUGCAGUUCGCACAAACCUUCACUGUGCUACUCCUUUGGACAAGGGCAUGAACUUCCUCGCUUGCUAAUGUUUAGUCUUUCAGAAAAUUUUAAAACCGAAUUUUAUCAUCUUUUUUUAGCACGAUGAAAAUAAGCGGACCAGAGCGCAAUGCCUGCUUUUGUACUAGAGAAAUGAUUGAUUGGUCUCUUACUCUUAUAGCCCCUUUUUCCAACUUUCAAGUUUUAUCAUCUAUAAGAAAUAAUUAAUCUGGAUGUUAGACUGAACUGUCACCAAGCUUUUUCAUUUCACUAAUUAGCCAAAAACCACCUGAAUGCACACUUCUACAUUCGACAAAGUCCUUGGUGUUUUGUGAAGCCUGCAGGCUGCAGGAACUGAGACAAGGGCUGCCAUUUUAAUAUAGAUUUCAACAUUUUACGCAAUUUAUAUAAUAAGCAGUAAACCAGCAAUUCUAAUUACUAUAGAUUCUUCGCCAAUUGUUUUUAUGUGCCAAGGCUUACUAAAUAAUUAUGAAUGAAGCCAUCUAGUAUUUACUUUAGAAAACAUCCAAAGCAGUUCUAAUAUGCUGUCUUGCUAUAUAAAUGGAAUAUUUGACUCGUCUGAAGCGGCAGGAUCUAAAGCUUUGCAAGAUCAAGGACUAUAUACCACAAUGACUAUAGGCGCUCAACUAAGCUCAUCAGCAGUUUAUAAUUUCUAUCAAGGCUUCAUCUAUAAAAUUCAGAUAUUUAAUGUAAUAAAAGCUAUAUCAAGCUUGUCCACAACUUCAUGCACAGAAAGCUGCAGUGUGUGCCCAACAGACCAAAAAUGCAUUCCAAACUGUAAAAUUAAAGAAUAUUGGGCUGGGCCAGCUUAUAAUAAGUGCUAUCAAUGCAACGCGAAGUGUAAGAACAGCUGUAGGGACUGAAGAUCUGCUUGUUCUCUAUGUGAUAAUUUAUUAUGUGAAGAUUGCACUGAUUAUUCAGCAGCAGGAUGUGUGGCCUGCAAAGAAAAUGCUACCAACACUGAUUCAUGUAUAUGUGAUGUAAAUUAUGUGCUGGAUACUUCUAAUAAUAGCACUUGUAUAACAGUUGAAGCAGGAGGAUUUAGAGGUUCUGAUGGAAUUUUAUAUUCAUGUCCAAACUACUGCACUAAUUGUGAAUCUCUUACCCCCCAAAAACCAUCGGAAAAUGGAUAUUUCGGGUCAAUUAAGAUAGAAGAAAAUAAAACAGUGAUGGAAAUUAGACUCCGAGACACAUUCCUUAUGGAGUAUGCAUGGUCGGGCCAAUCCUGAUGAAGUGGGGAGCGGGGGCCUCUGUCCCUUUCUGAAGUAGGCCAUCAGGCUUAGGAAGCAUUGUCGAAAAGGGAUAUUUUGUUUCUCCCCAAAGGUUUUCCUGUCUCAUCCGGAUCGGCUAGAUAGAUUUUGCCUUCUACGUGAUCUUUCAUCAUUGAGGUCAUUAGGGCACUCCAGAUUGUGGAUCUGCCCUAGAGAGCUAAUUGCUUAGACAGGUGGCUCAGGAUGGAAACCGACAUUAUCAGCCUUCCAUUUACCUCCUUUGAGCUCUGAAUUCUAUGAAGACUCUUGCUUUUUUGCUGAGAUAAGACAAAGGCUAGAGGUUUACUCCGCUUAUGACCGGCUUAAUUUUUAACUUAACUUGACCUUAAGAGAGAACAAAAUUAUAAAAUAGUUUUUAUAUAUUUGAUAGCUUUUAAUUUAAUUUAGCACAGCUUAUAUUAUUAAAACAUAAAAUAUAUGAAUUAAAUAAAUUUUUCUGUAAAAAAAUUCAUAUAAUUUAAAAAACAACUUUAAGCUGCAAAAAGCUUGCCCACUCUUAAAAGAGGGAUACCAAAAUGUAAUGCUUGCGUUGAAAACGCAAGCUUGAAAAAUGAUCUAUGCUACUGCAAUUUAGGCUAUAACGGGACCAAAAACUGCACACUAGUUCCUUUUUCAGUAAAAAUCACUGUUCUUUCAGACAAUUCUCUAUACUUGAUAUUUUCUGAAAGCCUAGCUAGUUCUCUUACAAUAGAUGAAUUCACGAUUACAGUUGAAAACAAAGAAGUUUCUUUUAAACUUGAACAGAUUAAUAAUACCUACUAUUACAUUUCUUUGACUAUUUCUGAAGCAAUUUCUGGCGGAACUUUAGCAACCCUUGAGUUUUUAAAUCUUACAGAAGUGAGAUCUGCUUCAAAUGGAGUAUUAAAUUCUUCAGAAAUCUCUGCAUCACUGAAUUCUUAUGAUCCAGCACCAUAUUCUCCAGCUAUUGCUGCAGUGACAUCACAAGCAGCUGCAGGUGUUCAGGGUGCGGUUUCGGGAGCUGUUGCUUUAUCAGUCAUAAAUCCAAGCCCAAGCUCUUUAUGAAGUAUGAUGAACAGUUUACAAAUUUUAAGCUAUUUGACUUUAUCCGGAAUUCCUUUUUCUAGCAAAAUGAGCACGUUUUUGAUAAAUUUGAAUUCUUUUAAUUUGUUUCCAAAUGCUUUUAGUUAUAUUAUUGAUAAAAAUGAAGGAAAUACUCCAUAUUCUCAAGCAAAAGAAUUCGGAUAUGACUCAGAUUUGAUUUUGAUUACUACAGGAAAUGAUUUUACAUUGAUAAUGGCUUCAUUAUUAGUUCUGCCUAUAAUUUGGUUCUUUUCGCAAUGUUCUUAUAGAUGGCUGGCCAAAAAAUUUAUGAAAACUAUUAAAGCUUAUCAAUUUGCAUUUUAUUUAAGAUUUUGAAUCCAAUGCUAUCUUGAAUUAGGAGCUGCUGCUAGCAUUGGUCUUGCUACACUUGGAUUGAAUAAUAUCACACAAAUUACUAAUUUUAUUAUAUGUAUAUCUAUUUGUGUGCUGUUAAUCGCCACUCCACCUCUGCAUUUCUGAUUUUCUUAUAAAAAUAAAAAUCGCAUCCAGUCUCGAGAAAAAACAUUCAACGCUCUAUUUAGUCCUCUAUUUUAUGAAUUUCGAGUUGAUAGAGGCCUCCUUGCUACACAGUAUUAUUUUGUAUUUUUUAUUAGGAGAUUUAUAUAUAUAGUAAACUUAGUAUUUUUGAGGGACUAUCCGCAGACAGAAGUAACUAUAAAUAUUGUUCUUUCUUUACUCCUAUUUACUAAUCAAGCAGGACUAAUUUUUUGUUAUUAAAGCUAUCUAAAUAUUUUUAAACAAAAAUCUAUUAUAAUUUUGUAAAAUUAUUUUUAAAGCACAAGCUGUCUAAAACAAUAUAAUUGCUUGUGAAUCAUUUUUAUAAUUAUUAAUUAUAGAUUAAAAUAAAGUUUAAAACCAAAAGAAUUAUAUUAAAAAAUAUUGGCUCAAAAAUGAAGGGAAUGGUUUUGUUUACUAAAUAAGAGUGAGAGCUAAUGACUAUUAUGCAUUUGAUAUUCUUCUGGCCGUUUGAAGACCCAGUGUUGCAAAUAAAUAAUUUAUUGACUGAAAUUAUGAUUGGCUUAGUAAUGAUCUCUUCAUCAGCUUAUUUAUUUAAUUUAGAUCAAGAAACUAUAUCAACAAUCGAAAAUGCAAUUGUUGCUAUUGUGAUUGGAGUUAUGAUUAUUCAAACUUUUUCUUCAAUAGCUAUUUUUGCAAGGACUCUUUAUCAGAUUAUUCAUCACAAACUUACCAAGGCAGGUAUCAUGAGAAAUCAUAUCCAGCCCUUUAAUGAUCAUCCCAAAAAAGUUGAAAGAUAA